This is a messenger RNA of Ilyonectria robusta, 1038 nucleotides long. RefSeq lists its product as uncharacterized. Lineage: Eukaryota; Fungi; Ascomycota; Sordariomycetes; Hypocreales; Nectriaceae. The record is from RefSeq and is a predicted model, not a curated record. The transcript has 4 exons. The coding region runs from base 1 to 1038 and encodes 345 amino acids.
AUGGCUUCUAACGAAUCUACGCCCCAAGGUUUCGUCAACGUCAAGUUGUAUCACGAUCCUCAAGAUGCGAGCGGCGCCUCCUUGAAUUGUGCAGACGUCUUCGUCGUUGCGGGGUUGGAACCAGAUGCGCUGUCAAUAUGGACUGAACCAGACAGCGGCACCUUCUGGCCGCGCGAUCUCGUGUCAAAGGAUCCCGAGCUCAAAGACUCAUGUCGGAUCUGGAUCCUGACCAUGCAUAAUGUGGACGCUAAUCUCCACUCGUUCCAGAACUGUAUGCCGCUGCAGGCGUUUGCUGCUGGAUCUUUGAACGCCAUUGACAGACAAAUCACCUCAGAUGCCGAAUUGGCGGUCUCAAACCAGGAUACCUACAGCUCGGGAAAUAAAAAACCCAACAAUGGAGUUGUUAUUCUCAUCGGGCACGGGCUGGGCGGUCUCCUUGCCGAGGUCAUCUCCAGUCUUAUUCUCGAGCUCCCUACCGAGACUCUACGAGGACACCAUCUCGGGCUCAAGCAGAAACACUGGCGUCUUAUUGUUCUGGGAACCCCUCAUCUGGGUCCUGGGCAUGGUAAUAUUCUCGAAGAUAUAGACCAAAUCAUGGCGAUAGUGGCCUACUACGGUGGAACUGGAAAUGGUUGCGAUGUACACCACACCAGAGGAUUUUGGACAGGCUUGCAACAGCAUUCCCGUUGCCUUGUUGACAAUAAUUGGGACACGCAAGGGCUACAGGCUCCAGUUGAUUCCCACGGCACGCUCAAGGUCGCUUCCUUCCAGGAAGGAGAGCAGGACGAGAGCCUCGCACAACAGAUGAAGAUUCUAUGGCCAAAUAAUCCCGAAACCAACGGCUUUGUUGUGCAAGCGAGCUACUCGCUCUUUGGCGGAAAGGCCUUGUACGGGUUCUCAAUGCCCGACCCACCCUCUCCAGUGUUUCCUCGUCAACACAAGAAUAUGGGCCAGUUCAAGGAUGAGAACGACCCGUGUUAUGUCUCUCUACGGGCGGUUCUCAAAGAAUUUGUAACGGCGGAGCAAGGUGUGGUGUGA